UCUACAACUAUGACUAUAUCAACAACUGUGUCUGGAACUACAACUUCAUCACCAGUAAAUACAAAUUCCAAAAUAACUUCAGCCUCAACAUCUACAGUACCCACUCCAACAACACUUCCAACAACCAGGGCAUCAUCUACUGAAGCAUCAACUAGCACUUCAUCUACUGUUACCACAGAUAGUCAAACAACAGCUUCAACCUCUAAAACAACUCCAUCACCAACCACGGCAUCAUCUAGUACAGAAUCAACUAGUACUUCAUCUGUUGAAACUACAGUAAGUCAAACAACAACUUUAUCCUCAACAGCUACAGAAAACUCUCCAACAACACCUUCAAGUACUUCACAAUCCUUUAGUGCAGUUUCAACUACAACUUCAUCUCAGACCACCACUUCUGCAUCAACAUCUUUGGAAACAUCUACAGCAUCACCUACAACUACAACUGCAUCACCUACUGUAUCUUCAACUACCACUUCAUCACCAGUAACUACAAAUUCUGAAACAACUUCAGCCUCAACAUCUACAGUAACAACUCCAACAACACUUCCAACAACCAGUGCAUCAUCUACUGAACCAUCAACUAGCACUUCAUCUCCUGUUACCACAGAUAGUCAAACAACAGCUUCAACCUCAACACCAGCUGCAACCUCUGAAACAACACCAUCACCUACCACGGCAUCAUCUAGUACAGAAUCAACUAGUACUUCAUCUGUUGAAACUACAGUAAGUCAAACAACAACUUUAUCCUCAACAGCUACAGAAAACUCUCCAACAACACCUUCAAGUACUUCACAAUCCUCUACUGCAGUUUCAACUACAACUUCAUCUCAGACCACCAGUUCUGCAUCAACAUUUUUGGAAACAUCUACAGCAUCACCUACAACUACAACUGCAUCACCUACUGUAUCUUCAACUACCACUUCAUCACCAGUAACUACAAAUUCUGAAACAACUUCAGCCUUGACAUCUACAGUAACCACUCCAACAACACCUCCAACAACCAGUGCAUCAUCUACUGAAGCAUCAAGUAGCACUUCAUCUCCUGUUACCACAGAUAGUCAAACAACAGCUUCAACCUCAACACCAGCUGCAACCUCUGAAACAACACCAUCACCUACCACGGCAUCAUCUAGUGCAGAAUCAACUAGUACUUCAUCUGUUGAAACUACAGUAAGUCAAACAACAACUUUAUCCUCAACAGCUACAGAAAACUCUCCAACAACACCUUCAAGUACUUCACAAUCCUCUAGUGCAGUUUCAACUACAACUUCAUCUCAGACCACCACUUCUGCAUCAACAUCUUUGGAAACAUCUACAGCAUCACCUACAACUUCAACAGCAUCACCUACUGUAUCUUCAACUACCACUUCAUCACCAGUAACUACA
Polypterus senegalus (gray bichir) is the source of this 1386-nucleotide messenger RNA. RefSeq lists its product as uncharacterized. NCBI's taxonomy places the organism in Eukaryota, Metazoa, Chordata, Cladistia, Polypteriformes, Polypteridae. The transcript has a single exon. The record is from RefSeq and is a predicted model, not a curated record. The annotation marks the transcript as partial.